Molecule: messenger RNA, 2257 nt
Organism: Periophthalmus magnuspinnatus
Lineage: Eukaryota; Metazoa; Chordata; Actinopteri; Gobiiformes; Gobiidae
Gene: vti1a
Product: vesicle transport through interaction with t-SNAREs 1A
Exons: 8
Coding region: 115-768 (217 amino acids)
Biological process (GO): retrograde transport, endosome to Golgi; macroautophagy; intracellular protein transport
Cellular component (GO): SNARE complex; endoplasmic reticulum membrane; late endosome membrane
Molecular function (GO): SNAP receptor activity; SNARE binding
Source: RefSeq, a predicted model, not a curated record
CUUAUCGAGCCGAUUUCACUGUGACUCAGGGAAGACAGCUGUUCAUUCGAGCCGUGUUGUUUUUAUCCUGAGCUAACUCUCGUAAAGAAACCUAUUUUAAACUUCUUUGUCAAAAUGUCUUCUGACUUUGAAACCUACGAGCAGGACUUUGGGACCAUCACAGCAGAUGUAACAAACAAGAUUGGCAGAAUUCCCAAGCUAAAUGGAGAGGAGAAGACACAGCUGGUUCUAAAUGUCGACAAACAGCUUGAAGAAGUCAGAGAGUUGCUGGAGCAGAUGGACUUGGAGGUGCGGGAGAUCCCAGUUCAGAGCAGAGCCAUGUACAACAGCAGACUGAAGAGCUACAAGCAGGAGAUGGACAAACUGGAAAAAGACUUUAAAAGGUCACGUAUCGCCUAUAGUGACGAAGUGCGCAACGAGCUCCUGGGGGAAGAUGCCGGAUCUUCGGAGAAUCAGAGAGCGCAUCUGUUGGACAACACAGAACGGCUGGAAAGGUCAUCGCGGAGACUGGAGGCCGGCUACCAGAUAGCGGUGGAAACGGAACAAGUGGGUCAGGAGAUCUUGUCCAACCUGCACAGCGACCGUGAGAAGAUCCAGAGAGCCAGGGAGAGGCUGAGAGAAACCGAUGCGAACCUGGGGAAGAGUUCUCGUAUCCUGACGGGCAUGCUCAGAAGGAUCAUCCAGAACAGAGUCUUGGUCUUCAUCCUGGGCGCCAUCAUCCUCCUCGUCAUCAUCCUGGCUAUUUAUUUCAAUAUGAGAGCCCACUGAUCGCCCCUCUCUCUCUUUCACACACUCGCGCACACACACACACACACACGCACACACACUCCACCCCCAUCCCCUUAUACAAAUACAAAACACAUAAAGUGAUUAAUAGCGACAAACGCGUUGUUCGGCUGUAAUUAGGACAAAUGUUCCCCAUGAAUCACAGUUUCCAAACGCUGUCAGGGAGCCCCUUUUUCCAAUCCGCGUUUUCUUUUUGCUGUUCCUUUAUCCUUUCUUCCCAUUUUCUCUCAACUCUUUCACUUUUUGUUCUCCGUCAGACUCUCAGAGGACUCGCUUUUUUUUUUUUUAAUACUAAAUAUUUUUCAUGGUGUUGUCUUUAGUGCGCUUUUGUGUCCCUCGGCACUCGCCGCUAGGGAGAGAUUUUGUAACAAGCGUUUUCAAAUGUAUAGAUUUUUUUUCCCCCCACAUUUUGCUCCCCGAUGGGUCCGGCGUUAGGACAGACGGAGAAAGGCUGGGGCUGAAGUCUUUUGCACAUGUAUGUAAGUGUAGCAGUAGGACAUAAAACAAAAUGAUUCAGCUGUUUUCAUGGAGAUCCCGACGCAGAGCUGAGGAGAGUGCCUUUAGGUGAGACAUGUUAUUAAAAACAGACAGGAGUAGACACUGACACACGCAAACAGAGCAAGUGGAGACGAGCUAGUGAGCGAUUUUAAUAGAUCGAGUUCUCUCCGUGUAACUGGUAAAACUUAAACUGCAUCAUCAUCCUCUUUAGUUGAGUUGGUACCACUUUAUAAUAACUAUCCUUUUAAUUAUCCUUAAUAAUGAUCUUGUUAUGUCAGACCAAAGCUGGCACACAAUCAGACAGCAGUAACGUAGAAAGCAUCUAGUGGCGAUAUGUGAGAAUGCAACGGGAGCGGGUCGGCCAAACAGAUUACACAUGGUAGCUUUAAUUCAUAAUAUUUGUUCCUUAUGACUUAAGUCUUUCUUACUGCUUUAUUAAGGCUAAUUAAAGUGUAGUUAUAAUAAUGUCAAUACUCAAAACAGGAACGUUUUUUUGCUACAAUUCUUAAGCGUUAUUAUUACUUUUAGGGGGGUUGUUCUGGUAUCGGGGAGGUUCAAAAUUGCAACUACGAAUUGAAAAUACAAAGUACACACAGCAUAUUUUGACACAGACCACAACACACUAACAUGGACUUAUUUUCUCACUGUAAAGACAUUUUAACCUCUUACUGUAUGUAUAGUGUCUCAUAGCAGUGCUUCUGUUGAUAUUUAUUUAUGAACAAGUUUAUGAAAUUUCCAUUCAAGUCUCUGUAAUUAGAUCUGUACAUUUAUCAAACCUUUUACUAAUGUUUUUGACGCUGACUGUAACAGGACCAAAUGCAAACGUGAUUUUUGUUUCUCUUCGUUUUUUUUGUUUUUUUUUUCAUUCUUAAAUUGAGCUUUUAAACAUGUACUUUUCAGUUGUCGUAUGUAAAUUUGCUGACUCUGUGACGCGGUUGUAGGUGUUAAAAAAAAUGAAAUCUAUACUACUGUU